This is a messenger RNA of Cololabis saira (Pacific saury), 5477 nucleotides long. RefSeq names its product solute carrier family 44 member 5b (gene slc44a5b). The transcript is spliced from 23 exons. Gene Ontology annotation, molecular function: transmembrane transporter activity. The record is from RefSeq and is a predicted model, not a curated record. Lineage: Eukaryota; Metazoa; Chordata; Actinopteri; Beloniformes; Belonidae. Gene Ontology annotation, biological process: transmembrane transport. Gene Ontology annotation, cellular component: membrane. Bases 149 to 2311 code for a protein of 720 amino acids.
CAUCCGAGCAGCAUCUCUCCAGGUAGCUGCUGUUUAUCUCACCACGGCGCUGCCGAGAGGCGAACAAAAACUAUCCUGUUUCACCCCGACUCUCAUAUGCACUCUCCAAAACCAAGACGACUGUGGUGCAUUUGUCUUACUAAGUGCCAUGGCUAGGAAAACGGACAUCCCCUCUUCUUAUUAUGGUGAACCACGCAAGUUUGACCCAAACUUUAGGGGACCUGUUCAGAACAGGAGCUGCACAGAUGUGGUUUGCUGUGUCGUCUUUGUCGUUGUCAUCCUUGGCUACAUUGCUCUGGGUACCGUGGCCUGGAUCCAUGGUGACCCGAGGAAGAUUGUCUAUCCAACUGACAGUCAGGGACAGUUUUGUGGCCAGCAAAACACCUCCAAUGCAAACAAAGCCAUAUUGUUCUUCUUCAACAUGCUGAAAUGUGCCAAUCCUGCAGUUUUAAUUAACCUCCAGUGCCCUACAACCCAGCUCUGUGUCUCCAAGUGCCCUGACAGAUUUGCCACUCUCCUGGAUGCAAGGAAUACCAAAAACUGGGAGUAUUACAAGCAGUUCUGCAAACCUGGCUUUGAGAUCGGCAGCAAGUCUGUUGGAGAGGUCAUUCGAGAUGAAGACUGCCCAUCGAUGAUUGUGCCUAGCAGGCCAUUCCUUCAGCGGUGCUUCCCUGAUUUCAAUACAAGAGAUGGAAUUUUAACUGUAGCCAAUCAGACCAUCUUCAAAGACGGUGACAAUAACAAAAGAAGUGUCAGUGACCUCAAAGAUGCUGCCAAGGAUUUCAGCUCUGCACCCACAGAACGCUGGACAGAUAUCACAGGAGGUGUUGCCAAUCUACUGAAUGCCAAAGAAGUUGGCAUGAAGAUCUUUGAGGAUUAUGCAAAUUCCUGGAUAUGGAUUCUCAUAGGUCUGAUAUUAUCGAUGGUGGCCAGUCUGCUCUUCAUCCUGCUACUGCGAUUCAUUGCUGGUAUUAUCGUGUGGGUCAUUAUUUGUGGUCUGAUCACUGCAGUCGGCUACGGUAUCUGGCACUGUUACUGGGAGUACAGCACUCUGAGCAAGAAGCCAGAUGCAAACGUCAUCAUCACUGAUAUUGGCUUCCACACAGACCUCAGUAUUUACCUUCAGCACAGCCAGACGUGGCUCUUCUUCCUGAUUUCGCUUUCCGUGCUUGAGGCCGUCAUCGUGGUUAUGCUGAUAUUUCUGAGGUCGAGGCUGAGCAUCGCUAUAGCACUACUAAAGGAGGGAAGCAAGGCCAUCAGCUACAUGAUGUGCGCCCUCUUCUACCCUAUCAUCACCUUUUUCCUUCUGGCCAUCUGCAUAGCUUAUGCAGCUGUCACCGCAUUAUUCUUGGCAUCUUCAGGCAAUGCAGUCUACAAGGUGGCUCCGGCCGACGAUCAGUGCAUGUAUGCAAACCGCACAUGCACUCCAAAGACCUUCAGUCAGACCAAUAUCACCAAAGUUUGCCCCGGGUCACAAUGUAUGUUUGCCUUCUACGGCGGGGAGAGCGUGUACCACCGCUACAUCUUAGUUUUCCAUUUCUGCAACCUUUUUGUGUUCCUGUGGCUGGUCAACUUCACCCUGGCCCUGGGCCAGUGCACCCUGGCGGGGGCUUUCACAUCCUAUUAUUGGGCCCUGAAGAAGCCCAAAGACAUCCCUCCCUGCCCACUGUACUCCUCAUUCAGCAGAGCCAUAAGUUAUCACACAGGGUCUUUGGCUUUCGGUUCUCUAAUCCUCGCUGUGGUGCAGAUGGUCCGAAUUGUCCUUGAGUACCUGGAUCACAAACUGAAAGGUUCUCAAAAUGCCUGCACUCGGUUCUUGCUUUGCUGCCUCAAAGGUUGCUUCUGGUGCCUGGAACAUUUCAUCAAAUUUAUGAACAGAAAUGCAUAUAUUAUGAUAGCAAUAUAUGGAAAGAACUUCUGCACCUCUUCCAAGGAAGCCUUCUUCCUUUUGAUGAGGAAUGUCGUCCGGGUGGCUGUCCUGGACAAAGUUACAGACUUCCUCUUGUUACUGGGAAAACUUCUAAUUUCAGGAGGUGUUGGUGUUCUUGCAUUUUUCUUUUUCUCACGGAGAAUACCAGUUUUUCAAGAAGAGGUGCCAUCACUAAAUUAUUUAUGGGUCCCCCUGGUGACGGUGACGUUUGGAUCCUACAUAAUUGCAAAUGGCUUUUUUAAUGUCUAUGCCAUUUGUGUGGACACGCUGUUCCUGUGCUUUUUGUGGGAUCUGGAGGUGAACGACGGUUCCCCGGGUCGGCCCGUUUACGUGGACAAAAGUUUGAGGAAGAUCCUAAGCAAACCCGACAGCAGGAGUUAAAGACGAGAAAAUCGGCGGCGGAACCAGAGGGACUGAGACGGCAUUUGUAUUAUACACAAAAUGUUGUUUCCAAAGCCCAGUGCAGGCCCAUGUGGCUGCCAACACUCGCCAAAUGCUGCGCAGUGUAAUGAACACUGAUGAAGACUGACACCAGUGGUUUGAUCCAUCCAAACUGAGUGAUACUUAACUCAGAGUGUCAGCGUGUUUAAAUGUAUUUUAUUGGCGGAUGUGUGCAAACCAACAUAGUGAUUGUAAUUUUUAUGUAUAUUUAUAACUGGUAUAUGGUUUGUUAUGAAACCUUUAGAACCACCUUUUUCACAAUUUGUUUUAUUUAUUUUUUUCACCAAAAAUGUACUAUUGAGGUUCUAAUUUAUGGGACUCCAGUAACCGCAGGUUAUGUCAUCUUGUGUUUCUUGUAGUGUCCAUUUUUCACCACAGGGUGGUGUCCGCCACUGUCAGAUGUGCUGAAGUGUCAUCUGUGAGUGCAGAUUUUUUUCUUCUUUUUUUUUUAAAUCAUGAAAAAAAACUUAAAUUCAUCUGUGUUACCACAGUUAUUUAUUUUUUUUUAUCUCAGUGUCUCAAAGAGAUCCAGGGUGUGAAGUGUUUUCACCACCAACGUGUCUCCCUCAAGUGCCUUUUUUCUAAAUGUUGUCAUAUGGAGUCUCUUAAUUUGGUGUUUGAUGUAUUUAGUUUACAUGUAAAGAUGCUUCAUCCUUAUCAUUAUUUUUAAAAGAGUCUUUAAAAGAAAUUUAGUAGCCAGAAAUGGAAGUGCAUCUCUUUUGAAAUACAUAAAUACACAUUGGUUUAGUUAAAAAUGAAGUGGUAAGAAUGUUUUAUGUUUGGUUAUUGAAAAAACAAAGUUAUAAUUUUGUCUCUGCCACAGUGUAUAAGUCAAACCAGCCCAAAUCACACAACCUCACUCAUUUGCACUUUGAUUACUUUUUCCCAGCGUGAGCAUGGAGGCUAUGUAGCUAAACCAGGGACUCUUUUCCAAACUAUUAAAGUGAACAAAAUGAUACUAAAUGUAAGACUCAACCCCUGUUAGAGGUGGCAGUGAGGACUGUAACUGGCUUGAGUUGAGCUCAGUAACACUCAGGUGUCUGGGCUUUUACAUAAUCAUCAGAAAGUCCUUAAACUUCUGCAGUAUAACUCAAAUGUCUGCAUUUUUUUUAACCACAUCAAACUACAUCUGAAUGUGUGUAACGCGUGUGCAGCUCACUGUGAAAACCUGUCAGUAUCAGAAGCGUUUAAAGUCUGACCGAGGAGUUCUGAACCCACUUCCAGUCGGUUGGCACGGCUCCUUUUGUUGAUCCAAAGUCAGGCUUUGCGUCAGUCUCCACAGCUGGCCGUGCAGGGAAUCAGUAAUGUUAAUGAUGCAGUUGUCUGGGUUUAUCUCUGUAAUUGAGGAUCUGAUGACUUGAUAAAAUGCUGUAAAGUGUAGUGUAGGAAAAUGUAUUUACUUCUUUAAUUGUUGGCCAAUAGUUUGUUCUCAAAAGAAUGUCCAGUUUGGUGCCAGUGGGAACUCUUAACUUGUAUUUUAUUGUCCUUUUUUGUUCUUUUCUUUUAAUAAUCCAAAGUGGAUUUGUGUAUUACCGAGACUCGUGUUCACUUUAAGAUGUGUCUCAUUUUUGUUCUCCAACAUUUUAUUGUGUUGCCAAACUUGAGAGCCUGUCCUCACGGUACCCUGGAGUGACAGCGCUGCCAGACUAACACACCCUCUGCACCCACAGAGCACGCUGGGACACGCAGCGGUUCAAUAAAAGCAAAACAACUCUUCUUGUGUAUGUGAAGGAAGACAAAUGAUGCAUGUGAUGUUCAGCGGGGCAUAUCACGCAUGUUGAGUGUUGUCAUCGCUUUGUUGUACCAAACAACUGCUACACUCCCAGUUGAAUUUUGUAUCUUUCUGUUGAUGUUGCUCGGAUUUAUUUUCAUUCCCACCGGUGAAUGCGACAGAUCUGAUAAGUGUAGUAAAACUCUGUUUUUAUAUGCCCUCCCCUCCCUUCCAUGUCUGAAAAUAAGAUUCUUUUGGUCAACCACAGUCAACAAGUAGACACAAGUUAAACGUCUGUCGACACACAAAUUGUGGGACUUUACUUUCUCCAAACUUUCUAAACAAGCUGAAGGUUUCAACCAAUAAUCCAGGGGUUGAUGAUAAUAAAUUCAGCUGUUACUGCUCUUUUUUCCUCUUAAAUUCUGAAUUUUUAAAUCUCUAAGGUGGAAACACGAUCUACACUCAUUGAGUUUUUUCAUUCACUUUUAUUCAUUCAUCUUUCAGAUCUAGUGAAAUUAGGACAUAUAUUCUUGAAACAGACUUCACAGACAAUAAAUUAAAUAGCAACACUGUAACACAGACAAGUUUAAGUUCACCUUCAUAUGGAGCUUUGGGUCUGGUGGAUUUCACUUAAGAGCAGCACAGUCAACGUUUGACAUCAACUACACAAACAAAUCAAACAUGUGCCACAAUCCCGUGAACUACACUAAAACCUUUGCAUUUCCACAUUAUACAUAUAUGUCUGUAAAUAAAAAAAUGUCAUAUACACAUAUAUAUUUAUAUAUGUAUAUAUUUAUACACACACACACACAAAUGUAAAGAUAGAUUAAUGGCAGUUUAAGAAAGAAAACUGUGCAAUGGUUCACUGAAAAUAAAAUGAUAGCCGGUAAGUUUGAAUCUGAGGCUGCUGAGUGAAUGUGUAGGUGUGCAGGUGUAUGUGUGUGUGAGUAAGAGAGAGACAGACAGAGAGACAGACAGACAGACAGAGAGAGCACCUCAGGCGUGAGACACAGGCAGGGAGGUCAUGACGUGGCCUGGCAGCAGAGGUUGAAACAUGGAAGGAGGAGAGUGUACUGCGGGCACACACAGAGAGCACACGGUUAUUACAGUCAUUCAUGUGGAGGGGAGAUCUUUAUCAAUUAAUGAAAGCAUCUCUGUAAGAAACACUUUAAUGAAGUCAAAAACGCCAUAUGUGCUGGGGACACGUUUGGUCAAGUCUAAUGAAAUGAUCAUUUAUUCAGAAAACCGAGGCAGAGGUUUGUGAUCAGUGAUGUCUCUACAACAGUUACACCAUAUUAAAUGAAGCUGAAAACUUGAACUAGAACUUGAAUAUUUCUUAAAAUCCUUCAUUGGGUUUGCAUAAUUUCUUGUUUCUUGAUUUUAUAGCUUGAUAUU